GCAUUUAAAGACUGAACUUGUUAGCGAUUUGUGCAACUUUUCUUCAGUAGCUCAGCCGGACUGUGAUCUCACCAUGUUUUUCCACUGUAAACUGGUUGCACUGAUACUUGUGAUGACUCUUGAUGGUCAAGUGUAUACAGGGGAAAUCUACGGAGGCCAUGUGGCUGCGCCCCAUAGCAGGCCAUACAUGGUGCUUUUGGAGCAGCACAUGGGAAAUGGUAAAAUAAAACACUGUGGUGGCUUCCUUCUGAACGCGGAUUUUGUGAUGACUGCAGCCCAUUGUCAAGCCAAGUCCUACAGUGCCUUACUAGGAGUUCAUAAUUUCAAGCAAACUAAUGAAAUACAGAAUAUAUCUGUGGAAGAAAUGUUUCCGCAUAAAGAAUAUGAUCCAACUGAAUAUAUAAACGACAUAAUGCUUCUUAAGUUGAGCUCAAAGGCAAAUUUCAGCACAAAUGUGAGACCCAUUGCUCUCGCAGGCCAAGGUGAUGGCUCUCUGCCAAAAUCAUGUAUCGUCUCUGGCUGGGGAAGGGCCUCCAUAGACCAAAGUCACAUGUCUAACUGGCUCAUGGAAGUCAAUGUAACACUCAUUGAUCAUAAGGGGCAAAUUAAGAAAAACUCGUACUGCUCUCAGGGAGAGACUGGACCGGCCAAUGGAGACUCUGGUGGUCCAUUGGUCUGCGAAGAUGAAAAGGCGUACGGGGUGGUGUCCACCUCAUCCAAACCAAGCUCAGGCGGAGCUGUAAUAUAUUGUUACACUAAGAUACCUGAGUACAGAGACUGGAUCGAUGGGGUUAUUGGACAUCAUUGAAGGCUCUAAUGCAACAUUUGAAUUAUGGAGAUGAUGAUUGAGAUGCUAGGAUCACCUCUGAUUCCAUAUCAAUGAAACUUCCAGGCCAAAGUCUGGACUUGCUUGCUUUACGCAAAUUAAAUCAAAAUAUGUAUAUGUUGUCAAAUGUGACAUUAUAUAUAUUAAAUACAUUACUGCUUUGUGCAUCUUUUUUUUAGACUAGAUCAAAUGAGAACACAGACUCCUCUAAUUUUGUUUUGUACCAUCUUUUGAAAAAAUAAAAUGUUUCUAUCUCACCAUGUUCUCUGGGUACUUUUGUAAAUCAAAAUAUGCUUUACUUUGAUAAUACCAAAUGAUUCAAGUCUGUAUUUGGAAAGUUGCGUGAAAAGACUGAAAAUAUAUGAUAUACAUACAGUAUAUGUACACCUCUUUGUUCGAACAUGAAUUAAAGCAACA
Molecule: messenger RNA, 1243 nt
Organism: Xiphias gladius (swordfish)
Lineage: Eukaryota; Metazoa; Chordata; Actinopteri; Istiophoriformes; Xiphiidae
Product: granzyme E-like
Exons: 5
Coding region: 74-808 (244 amino acids)
Biological process (GO): proteolysis
Molecular function (GO): serine-type endopeptidase activity
Source: RefSeq, a predicted model, not a curated record